Talaromyces amestolkiae is the source of this 2046-nucleotide messenger RNA. RefSeq lists its product as uncharacterized. Gene Ontology annotation, molecular function: DNA binding; zinc ion binding. NCBI's taxonomy places the organism in Eukaryota, Fungi, Ascomycota, Eurotiomycetes, Eurotiales, Trichocomaceae. The transcript has 4 exons. The record is from RefSeq and is a predicted model, not a curated record. Bases 1 to 2046 code for a protein of 681 amino acids. Gene Ontology annotation, biological process: DNA-templated transcription.
AUGGAGCUUACAUCUGCUAGCGAAGGUCACCUGGGGUCGAAGAGCCAUAUCAAGAAGAGAAUUGAAAACAUUGGUCUAAAUCUUCUAAACAGGAAUGCAUCUGUCCAAAACCUAGAGAGGAAGAUUGCGAGUCUGGAAAAUUCCCUUUUUCGCUCCGGGCUCAUACAAGAUCAAGGUAGCUCCGGACCAUCUUAUGCUUCGGAUCACCGCUCAGAUGAGAUUGCCACAAAGACACUCGGCUCGACCUCAGAAUUUGGAUUUGGCGAUGUAAGACCAUUAGUGAAUACAUACGGGCGAUCUAGUACACCUCCGCCGCAUACUGAGGAAUGCUUGACUAGUUGGAAUGUUGGGCAGGCCUAUGAAAAAAGUAUCUCGGGAUCGGAUUUACCCACGCUGAAAUCCUCGAUUGGAACAAACAGUGAGAUAUCAGCCGUUCGAGAGAAGUUCUUUGCAUCGCUCCCAGGCGAAAACACAGCGAGACGGCUCCGUGACCAGAUUCGCCGUGGCCCGUUCAUAAGUUCUAUAUUCACGGAUCUCCCUCCAAAGGCCCACCUUGAAUCACUGUUCGAGCUAUCCUUUAACAAUAUCAACUGCCAGUGGCCAUUAUUCGACCCUUCUAUUCUGAUACCGCUCCUAGAUGAGCAAUACGCAAGUGAUAGCUCCUCAAUUCACAAAAUCCCUGCACGCUGGGCUCUAUUGAACUCUGCCAUAGCAAUUGCAAUCCAGUCCAGGGCAGCAGAGGAUUCAUAUAGUGACAUGACAGAUCUAUCAUGGCAUUUCUUCAAAAAUUCGUUCAGCGUAUUCCCAGCAAUUGUUUCUCGCGGUACAGAUAUUCUGGCCCUGGAGGCGCUUCUUUCAAUGGCGCUGUUCAUGCAAGGUUCAAGUGACGCGCGCACAACCUCACUUUUAAUAUCUGACGCUGCGAGGCUGUCCACAACUCUUGGUUUUCAUAAAAGCUCUUUCUACGUGGGUAUGGAGCCUAUCACAGCCGAGCGACACAAGCGUGCGUUCUGGAUUGCAUAUAUACUCGACAAAGAUAUCUCCAUCAAAACUGGAAUGCCUUCCGCUUAUAACGACGAUGAUAUUAGUCUUGGAUAUACAAGUUCUGAUUGCCUCGGUUGUCCCGGAAAGAUUGUUGUCUCAGAAAUACGUGUGGAAGCUACUGUCUUUCGACUGCGAGCCCAGCUAGCUGUGAUUGAAUCAGCCAUUCAGAACCAGUUGUAUUCCGAAAAGACCACUACGUGCGGUGCAGAAAGGUGUUUACAAGCAGUCGCGGAGCUGGAUUACCGGCUUGGGGACUGGAAAGGACAAGUGCCUUCAAAUAUACAGCCAGGCCACAUCAAUUGGUCGACUGUACGUCCGCUUAGGGAACCUAUCCUUUCGUUACAUUUUGUCUACUAUCGCGCUAUGAGUGCAGUUCACAGUUUCGCAAUGCACCUCAUGCCUGUUAACGACGUCAAGUUCCUUUCACAAUCCAUUUCUUCAGACUCCAUUCAUGCGACUAUGGCUCACGAAUCAAUACAACUUCUGCAGUUACUACCACUCCAAGCACCUGGAGAUCUCUGGCAGACUCUGUUCCAUCCUCUGUCUGCAUUUAUUGCGCUAGUAGGAAUUGUGCUUAAGCACCCCACUGAUGUGCGAGCACGAUCUCACUUAAGACACAUUAGUGAUUUUGUGAAGCUUCUGGUCAAUGUCGAAAAAUGUGGAGUGCUUCACGUUGAGCCCAUGCUGCAUCUGUGCAUCCAACUUGAGAAGCUUGCGUUCGAAACAGUCACAGCAGAGACAAAUGUCCCUCAGUCAACCGAAUCCUCAAUGGGUAGCCAAAAAUUACAUGCAAAGGCUCAAAGGCUUACCUCACACGAGGCGUUUUACGGCAACCACCUGCAACUUGCACAUGGCCUGAUUGGCAACAUGCCCGCUUUACAGGCUAUUGCUGCUGAUGUCUUCUAUGAUAUGCUUCCUGCUGGAGCAAGGUCGAGUGCAGCUGCGGGUAUUCUUGCACCUGUAUUGCUAAACCCCGAAACUUACCAAUUUGCCUUUACAUAA